Molecule: messenger RNA, 3456 nt
Organism: Myxocyprinus asiaticus (Chinese sucker)
Lineage: Eukaryota; Metazoa; Chordata; Actinopteri; Cypriniformes; Catostomidae
Product: lysoplasmalogenase-like protein TMEM86A
Exons: 3
Coding region: 347-1060 (237 amino acids)
Cellular component (GO): membrane
Source: RefSeq, a predicted model, not a curated record
ACAAAGUACAUCAUAAACACGAUAAAAAGAUAAUAAGAUAAAUGUGCUUCGUGUAAAUCUGGCAGGUAAAUCCCUCCCACAGUCCACAUUAGCAAAGGCUCGCUGUAACGUCAACACUGUCCCGCGUUCUGAUAGGACGGGCCGUGUAGCUACGUCACAAUCUGUUUCCAACCAUUGGCUCCACCCACGUCACCGCUGAUUUCUCUCCUCCUCCGAUGAUGGACUGUACCAAACACAAGACAAAAACAAAUCUCACAUACAAAGACACGUAAAUACUGCCGUGUGCUCAUCUAACUACGGCUCAUCAGGUAAUUUUUCCGCUGACAAAGAAAAAUCAGAGGACGAGAUGGUUUCUCCUGUCACUGUGGUCAAGAGCGAGGGUCCAAAGCUUGUGCCAUUCUUCAAAGCAACUUGCGUCUACUUUGUUCUGUGGCUGCCAACCUCGAGCCCAUCCUGGUUCAGUGCCCUCAUCAAAUGCCUGCCCAUCUUCUGUCUCUGGGUUUUUCUGCUAGCGCAUGGCAUCAGCUUUUUAGGUGCCCAUUCCAGUGCCAGGAAAAUCCUGGCAGGACUUAUUUUUUCAGCUUUGGGUGAUGCAUUUCUCAUCUGGCAAGAGCAAGGCUACUUUUGUCAUGGGCUGCUAAUGUUCGGCAUCACCCACAUUCUCUACUCUUCAGCUUUUGGGAUGAAGCCCCUCAACUUGAGAGCAGGUUUGGUCAUUUCUGUCAUUUCAGGCCUCAGCUACACACUUCUCUACCCCUACCUCUCCGGUCCCUUCACCUACUUGGUGGCCGUUUACAUUGCUCUCAUCGGCUUCAUGGGUUGGAGGGCCAUUGCUGGUGUCCAGCUGACCAAUGACCUCUGGACCUGGACGAAACUGUCGGCCUGUCUCGGAGCCGUCCUCUUCAUGGUGUCUGACCUCACAAUUGCCGUCAACAAGUUCUGCUUCCCUGUGCCCCACUCCCGAGCCAUCAUAAUGGCCACUUACUACGCGGCACAGAUGUUGAUUGCGCUGUCAGCUGUGGAAUACCAAGAUGCCGAUGUGUCUCUGAAAAGAGCCUGAGGAAUCGCACCUUAACCAACCUACCCCCAUUAACUUACCAUCGACAGCAGCUGCAAAGGUUCAUAUCCCACUUUCUGAAACCCCUGGUCCAUCUGCAGUUCUCCCUGUCUGAGAUAUUUUGGGUAUAGUUGAGGAUCCACCAAUUUAAAAUGGUGUAAAAUUACACUGAUUGGGGAAUUCUUGCUGGAUUCACACAAAAGGUUGGAUAGUCCUGGUCUUCAAUAUUUUGAGAACGUCAGGUUUAUUCCAUUAUUCCUCAGUGUUAGAAUAUAGCUAUCAUUUCCAAGUUUCCUCUAGCAGUAUACUACAUGGUCAAAAGUAUACAGACACCACAGCCAUUUUUGCAUGAUGAACAUUUAAUUUCAGAACCAUUGCUUGUAAUAGGGAAUUGGUUCUCUUGCUCCUAUAACCGCUACCGCUCUUCUAGGAAGGGUUUUUACUUGAUGUUGGAUCAUGGCUGUGUGGAUUUGCUCCCAUUCAGACACAAGAGCAUCCGGGAGGUCAAGCAGUGAUGUUGGACGAUUGGAUCUGGCUUGCAAUCAGCAUUCCAAUUCAUUUCAAAGGUGUUCAGUUAGGUUUAGGUCUGGUCUUUGCGUAGGGCAGUCAAGUUCUUCUGCACCACAUUCUGUAAACUAUUUUACUGUUCCUUUGACAGCUCUUUGGUAUGGCCCAUUCUACUGAAAACGUUUGUCUCAGGUUCAAUUUUAUGCACCUGUUAGUAAUGGGUGUAGCUGAAAUAGUCAAACCCGUUAAUUAGAAGGGCAUGUCAAGAUCAUUUUGGCAAUAUAGUGUCAUGAUCAUUUUUGGUAUUGAGAAAGGAAAGAAAGAUAAGUGUUAAAAGUGAAAAAAGAUAAGUUUGUUGUAACAUUAUUACAAUGCUUUGAAAUCGGGAUUCUGGUUUCAAGAGCCGAAAUGGAGCCAAAGUAUUUAGUUUUGCCAACUGUGGUCAUGUCUAGAAGAGAACUGUUGGGCUGGGAAAAGUCUCUCAAGAGUCGCAAGCGACAUUAGUACACUGGGAUUAUUGUGUUUAUUUGGAAAGAAAUCCUACAACAGAAAUCCUUCACCUAACCCUAACAUUUACCCUACCCCUAGCCCUUACCUUUGUUACAGCAUAUGCAAAUCUUGCAUAUACAUUUCCAUAAUUAAGUCCUCUUCUAGACAUGACCCCCAACCUUUCCCAAAGAAGCGACUUUUCCAUUUCAACCAAGACUAACUGUCUAACACUGUCUCCAUGGUGCUCAUCUUGUCCACUUCAGAUAGUCAUGUGAACAGAGACAAAGUCUUAAGGGACUAAACUCUUAUCUUUCACUUAUCAGAAAACUUUGGGCCCUGCAGAAUGUACCAGCAAACAAUGUAAGGUGGUUCAGAUUCUUCUCAGGGGGCUGGUUUCCCCGUCUCACCUUAGGUUUACCAGACAUAAUCAGACAGCAGCAUGACAACCAUUUCAUAUUAAAGCUGAUAUUUUAGCGUACUUCGUGCUGCUGUACUGAAAAUCAACGCACAGGUCUUCGUAGUAGUAUUGUGUGGUAUAAUGUACCAUGAUGUUUACCCUGUGUCGUUGACACAUUUCAUUGAGUUCAUACACAAACCUCUAUGCCUACAUACACUCUCAUGUGCUGGAAUCGUUGUCUUGCUUAAAAUAUCCAUCUUUCCCAAUUGACUGCAUGCAGUGGUGGUGCUGUCUCUAGAGUAGAUAAGGCCCGUAUGUUUUGUUAAGAUGUGAAACGUGACCAAAACUGAUAUGAAAACAUGUCAAAACGCUCGUAAAAGGAAGAGAGGUCACUUUCUCUGAGGCAAUUCGACAACAGUGUCUGUUAUAUUUUACUUAGGUUUCUGCUGAGUCAACAGCAAUUCUCAAUACCUCUACAAGGAAACGGCAAAUAAUUACUAGUUGUACUGUUUAUUUUGUCUGUACAGUUCCAGGUGUUGUUUUUAAACAGGGUGUGAUGUAAGAUAAUUUAUAUGUACCAUGCUUUCAACCACUUUCAUUUGUCUAUUGUCCAUGUGUCUUACUCAAGGGAAGGUCCCAUGAUGGACAAUUUAACAUCUGCUGCGUUAAACCUGAUCUUUGGACUAACUGGUAUUUUGUCCACAAGAGAGAAAAGCCAGCACAGUGUAAUUUUGUUUCUCACUCUGUUAUCAUCUCAUUCACAUCUUUUCCUUCACCAGAAAACGUGUGAAUAUUUCACAGCAUUUUCUGUGAAAAUUUCACAUCUUGUGAAUAUUUCACAGUACAGCAUUCUUCUCUCUCAUUUGGUACUGUGCUUUACAAGCCGAAUCAUAUAUUCAGGGGGAAUCUCACGAAAAUAUGUCUGGGUUAUAUUUCACACCAAAAUCAAUAGCAAAACCUAAGAAAGUACAUUUUACAUAAAGAAAAUAAAGCCAAUUUAAAGGAC